This is a messenger RNA of Scheffersomyces amazonensis, 1260 nucleotides long. RefSeq names its product 8-oxo-dGTP diphosphatase (gene PCD1). Lineage: Eukaryota; Fungi; Ascomycota; Pichiomycetes; Serinales; Debaryomycetaceae. The transcript has a single exon. Gene Ontology annotation, molecular function: coenzyme A diphosphatase activity. Bases 58 to 1209 code for a protein of 383 amino acids. Gene Ontology annotation, biological process: coenzyme A catabolic process. The record is from RefSeq and is a predicted model, not a curated record.
AUCGUAUACUUAGAUCUUUAAUUUUCACUAGAGAAUUAUACUAAUUCUGUAGAGAUUAUGGGUCAGGAGACUGAAGAGAAAUAUCUAAAGAACAUUAGAUCUUAUGCCUCGAAACAUUAUCAGAAUCAGCCAUUAUCUAUUUGGCAUAGACUCCCAAUUUCAAGACGUUCUUCAGUAUUUAUUCUCCUCUUUAUGGGUCAAUUGGGUGAAUUAAGAGUACUCUUAACCAAAAGAUCAUCUAAAUUGAGGAAUUUUCCUGGACAUAUCUCUUUACCAGGUGGAAAAGCCGAUACAGGGUUAGAAUCAGAAUGGCAAGUGGCAAGACGAGAAAUGGAAGAAGAGAUCGGAAUUAGUAUCAAUAAUGAAUUCUUAUUAAAAAAUUAUGGAUUUGAAAUUGAACACCUUAAUAUUUUACCAAGUUAUUUGAGUAGAACAUUUUCAUCAGUCAGACCAUGUAUUGGAUUUAUGAAAUUCACUGAUGCUGAUGCAAUCAAUAAACAAAAUAUUAUCAAUUUGAAUCCUGGUGAAAGUUCAAGCGUAUUUAGUUGCCCAUUAAGAGAUUUCUUAUAUCCAUUGAUUAAGGAUGAACCUUUAGAAAGUUUAGAAAGAAAUAGUUAUAAAGUGAAAUGGGGAGGAAUUCCAUGGGAUUUGAGGACUUAUACAUUUUUACAAUCUAAUGAUAGAGAAGUUCCAUGGUUAAAGAAGAUUGUAGAUUUAUCCGCAUCGGAAAUUGAGUCAGAUGAAGAUCAAUUGGAAUUGGAAGAACAAUUAUCUGGAGAUGAUGUAAAAGAGGUUACUUCUGAAUCAAUUGGAUCUAAUAUAAAAACCAGACAACGGAAAUCAACUUCAAAGCCCAAGACCAAAAGAGUCAAGAAAGAUUUAUCAUCAUGGGGUAGAUUAGGUUCGAGAAGGCAUGAAGUGACAAAUGAAAAGAUCUAUGAUGUUUGGGGAUUAACAGCAAACAUCUUACAUGAUUUAGCUACUAUAGCAUAUAUAUCUGAAGGUGAUGGAUCAUCAAUAAAGAGAGAAAUUGGAGAAGAAGAACUCAUUUAUAGUAUAUUUGAACAUGGUAAACAAAUGAGAGUAAAACAACGAUCAGAAGAAGAAACUAAAUUAAUUCAAGCUGAAAGUUUACAAGAACCUUUUGGAUUUAAUGAUAUCUUACCAAGAACCGAAUUUAAUAGAUUGAAAAAUUUAUAUAAGCUUUAAUAGUAGUUAGGACAUACUUAAUAUAUUUAUUAUACGGAGUUCCUCAUCUGC